Cladophialophora carrionii CBS 160.54 is the source of this 1095-nucleotide messenger RNA. RefSeq lists its product as uncharacterized. The transcript has a single exon. Lineage: Eukaryota; Fungi; Ascomycota; Eurotiomycetes; Chaetothyriales; Herpotrichiellaceae. The record is from RefSeq and is a predicted model, not a curated record. The coding region runs from base 1 to 1095 and encodes 364 amino acids.
AUGGCGGGUAUCGUAUCAACCACCAAACACAAGCGGGUCUUCCUCCUUACGCAUCCGCGAACGGCUUCAAAUCUGCUGGUCCGCAUCCUGAACUUGGAGAACCAACCUGCUCUAGGUCGACCAGAUGACGGAGCUGGACGGAAUGCCCAGUUUGAGUAUUUUUUCGUGUCAACUGUGCCACUUCGCAUCAAGCUCGCCGACCAGCCUUCAUUGUCCUGGUCGGAGGACGAACGUACAGAAGCAAUGCAGCGUCUUCAAGCAUCGGCAGAUGGACUGUUGAGACACCUUGAAGAAGCGGAAGCGGGAGGGAGGAGUGUCUUUGUGAAAGAGCAUCUUCUGUGGAUGCUUUCUCCGCAAGCAGAAGACUUGGUAAAGCGCAGUGGCAACUUGGAGAGCCGGUUCUGGAAAGUAAAAGUCCCCGGAGGAACGCCCGUUCAGGGAGGCUCCAAAGCUGCAUCCUACGUUUCAAAUCACAGGCAAGCCGGCGUGCAGGACAAGGAGGCCACGGUCAUCGAGAACCAGACUGUCUUUCCUGAUAGCUUUCUCCGUACCUGGACACCAACUUUCCUGAUCCGGCAUCCGGCAUUGGUAUUUCCGUCCCUCUACAGGACCUCUGUAGACCUAGAAGGCCGCGACGAAGCCAGGAAUAACGCUGGUGGAAUGUUCCGAAUAGAGAUGACAUGGCGAUGGAGUCGUCAGCUAUGGGAGUGGUACAACAAGGAGUGGCAGGAGGGAAACACAACAUUGCGUCCCAUCAUUCUGGAUGCGGACGACAUCAUUCUCGAGCCACAGAUCAUCACCACAUACUGCAAGCUAGUGGGGCUCGACGCAGAGAAGUGCCGAUUUGAAUGGGAGCGCGCCGGCGCCGAGGAAGAAGCAAGUAUGAAUUUCAUGGAGAGGAAGAUGAAGUCAAGCCUGCUGUCGUCAGCUGGUAUCAUCCGAGAUGGCAAGGUUGCAGCAGGCUUAGAUAUGAGGCAGGAAGUGCGGAAAUGGAGCCAGGAGUUCGGAGAAGAAGAGGCACGGAAGAUUGAGGCUUGGGUCACAGCGGCAAUGCUAGACUACGAGUUUUUGUGGGAAAGACGGUUAAGAGUCUGA